AUGAUAACUAACGAUGAAAACAAUCAAGUAAUUAAUAGCAGUAGACUUUUUAAUGAGCAUAAUAUCACGCAAAGUGGAAUCUUUAGUUCAGAAGACAUGUAGAAUAAUUACAUGAUAUUUAAGAAUCAAAAAAAAUAUUUUUAAUCCUAAGAAGUGUCAGAUAUCAAAUCCAUAAACAAAAAGCCAGAAACAAAUACUAAUAUCUUUGAAAACUAUGAUGAUACAAGAGAUAAGUUUUUUAAAAGAGUCUAUAGUAAUGAUGAAGUACUAGAAAGUUGCUUAGAAUAAAACGAAUAGCACAAAAAAGAUUCUUAGAAUGACAGUAAUUUUGAAUAAAGCAAUUAAAAAUAGUAAUUAAGAGCGAAAAUAAAAUAAGUGAGGUCAUCUGUAUCAAGUAGUAGUAAUAGUAUUAGCAUUAGUGAAGAAGAAAAUGACUUUUAUGAAAAAACUAACAAUAAUAAUUGCAAAAUCGAUUAGCAAGACUAAGCUAUUUAAGCAAAAUAAUUAGAACAUAUGAUUAAAAACAAGAAAGCUGAUAUUAGCCUUGAAUAAGAACAAUUCAUUAGAGAAUUAGGGAAGAUAAAGAACUUUUUUAAAAUAUACAAUUUCGUACUUCCUAAAAUAAAAAAGUUUUUUUUCCUUAAAACUAUUAAUGGAAAAACAAAAAAACUAACAGUUCAAAUGAGAAGAAUAAUAGGAGAUAAAUCUGACUAAUAUUUAAAUGAAAACAAGGGAUUUAUAGCAUUUUUAUCUAAGAGAUUAUUACUUUUACUAGAAAAGAUAAGUAGAUACCUCUUUUUAAACAAAAUUCCUAUAUUUAAUCCUGAAAAUAUAUUCAAAAUCAUUUUUAACAUCAUGACAGUGACUUAUAGUUGCUUUUAUUUAUUUAUAACGAGUUUGAAGAUAUUCUUCGUCUCUACUUUCGGAGUAUAUGAUGAAUAUUUGCACUUGGCUGCUGAAAUAGUAUGGGUUUUAGAAAUGAUCGUUUAAAUGAAUACUGCUAUGUAUUACAAAAAUUAAUUUACAAAAGAUAGAAGAUUAAUUAUGAAGACUUAUUUGGAGGAAUAUUUAUUUUUUGAAAUACUGCCUCUUGUUUUUGAUAAUUUUUCUUCCAGUAAUCCUAUCCUUCAUGUAUGCUACAAGCUACCAUUACUUCUCAAAAUGAAAGGAAUCUUGCAAAAUAUAAAAUAUAUUGAAUUUUACAUUUUGUAGAAGCUUGAAAAUCAUACAGUCUUGUUUCUUUUUAAAUUAAUAUUUGCAUUACUACUAUUUGCCCAUUUAGUAUCAUGCUCUUUUUCAAGCUUGAAUGCCAUAUCCAUUACUUUUUAUAACGAGUAAACAGACUGGACUACUAUUCAAUAAGACUUUUUAAGAAGAGGCGAUUGGUUUGAACAUUAUCUGUGGGCUGUAAAUUGGUCACUAAAUAUUAUGUUUAGUAACUACAACAAAUAGCCUUAGUCUAAAUUAGAAAUAGGUUUUACCUGUAUUUGUAUGAUAGUCUCUUGUAUAGGAUUUGGGUAUAUUGUCUCAUCUAUAGGAUCAGUUCUAAGUGAAAUUGAUAAAGAAUAAAAUGAGUAUAAGCAAGACCUAAAUAUUUUAAACUUAUUCAUGAAAAGAAAACAAAUAGAUAUAUCUUUAGUCAGAAGAGUUAACAUUCACUUAAAAAAAUACUACGAUUAAAAGAGAAAAGUUAACUAUGUGGAAGAAAGUAAAACUCUUUAGAAACUAAGUGAUUAUAUGUCUAAGGAAUUACAAAUUGCAGCAAACAUUAAAAUAUUAAGACGCUUUCCAAUGUUUGAUAAUAUAUUUUCUGAUCAAACAAUUUAUAAGAUUUGUACCAUAAUGAAAGAAAAGCUAUACUAUCCAAAUCAAGUCAUUUUUGAUUUAAAAAACUAACAGCAAAAUAAUCUGUAUUUGAUUGUCAAAGGAGUUGUUUAAGUUGAGCAUCCUGCAAACAUGAAUUAUAAAAGCAUAGAAGAAAACGAAUCAACAGCGUCAUCUAUUAAUUAAAAAACAUACUAAAAUUAAACUCUAAGCGAAGAAAAGAAGGUUAGAUAUGGUUUGAUGUUAAAAAAAGAUUAGUGUUUUGGAUAAUAUGGAUUUUUUACUGGUUGUGAAUAAAUUACUCUUGCUACAAGCACCAAAUUUACUACUCUUAUAACUAUUAAUAGAGAUGAUUUAUUUACAAUAAUAAAAGAAAAUAAAAAUGAAUUUGAAAAAUUUAUGGAGAUUAAAGACAAAAUGGCACUUCAAGGUAAUUUAAUUAACUUAAUGAUACCUUGCUUAUGCUGCCAACAAUUUUCUCAUGAUUCAAAUUUUUGUCCUUAUACACAUAAAGUAAAAGAUCCUUACUAUUAAUGUGUAGGAGUAUACUAAAAUUUGUAGCAAGUCAGAUCUGAAUUUCCAUGUAGAAGAAAAAAGUAGAAAAUAAAAAAUAUAUAAUAGUAAGCUAUGAUACAUGAGAAAGCCUAUCAGUUUGUGAUUGAUUAUGGCUUGUUUGAAUUUUUAGAUAAUUAAACUGAUGAUAAAGAAUAUCUAGAUGAAGAAGACAGCAAAAUUGAUAGCCUAGAUGAAGCAGAGUUAGUAAUGAAUAGAAGAGAUCUAAGACUUAAAUCAAACUUUUUUAACCAAAAAGUACCAAAAAAUAAAAAAGAAUAAAAUUCUAGUGAAAAAAGAGAUGAUGAGAGUAGCAGUGAAGAAGCAACUGAACAAUCUUAGAAAGAUUUGUAUCCAGAAAAAUAAUAGACAACUGAAAAAAAUAAUCCUAACAGCAAAACAUAUUUUUAAGAUGAAGAUACAUCCAAAGACAAGCGUUCAAGUUUUGUAUUAAGAUCACCUAUCUCAAAUUUUGAUAAUGAAACCAAUGAAUAUAACAAUGAAAGUGAGCACAAAUCAGUGAGUUUUAAACAUUUAAAAAGGUGUUCUAUUGAAAAAGAUUAUACAUACCAGAAUAGUGUGAUAAAUCCAUUUAGUAUAUUAAAAAAUAAUGAAACAAUUGCUAAAAAUCUUUGCUCUAAUCUUUAUCAAAAUAUUUUUUCUAUGCUAAAUAAGGCAAUCCCUAGAAUGUUAAAUAAAUUACCAUAACAAAAUUCUAUUCACAAGCAGAGUUUUGAUAAUACCAAAAAUGAAGAUAAUAUUGUAAAACUUAACUCUUUUGAAGAAGUUAUUUAAAAUAGAUAGUAAAGGAAAAUUAAUUUUCGAGAAAAUAAUAACCAAAAUCCUUUAUGCAGUAACCAUAGCAAUAUAAAUUGUUGUUAAAAAGAUUCAACUCUUAAUCCUUCACAAACUUAACACAAUAUUAAAAUAACAAAAUACAAACAUCAAAAUUCUAAACUUUAAAAUUCUAAAUACUCUUAAGAUAAUUAGUUUACUUUUAAAGACGUAUUAGACUAGAUGUUCAUUAAUGGAAUGGAUAGGAUGUGUUCAUUUAUUAACUUUUUCCCUUAGAAUAAUUAUAACUAAGUAUUAAGUCAGUUCUAAAAAUAUUAGGUUAAAUUGCUCGAAAAGAUAAAAUUUAAUGUAAAAAAAAGAAAAGUUAUCUUGAAAAGGCUAAACUCAAAGAGUAAAUUUGGAAUUUAAAAAAAAUGA
Molecule: messenger RNA, 3588 nt
Organism: Tetrahymena thermophila SB210
Lineage: Eukaryota; Ciliophora; Oligohymenophorea; Hymenostomatida; Tetrahymenidae
Product: cyclic nucleotide-binding domain protein
Exons: 8
Source: RefSeq, a predicted model, not a curated record